Molecule: messenger RNA, 2688 nt
Organism: Leptopilina heterotoma
Lineage: Eukaryota; Metazoa; Arthropoda; Insecta; Hymenoptera; Figitidae
Gene: dnr1
Product: E3 ubiquitin-protein ligase MYLIP
Exons: 7
Coding region: 463-1917 (484 amino acids)
Biological process (GO): ubiquitin-dependent protein catabolic process
Cellular component (GO): cytoskeleton
Molecular function (GO): ubiquitin-protein transferase activity
Source: RefSeq, a predicted model, not a curated record
AAGGUUAUUCAAUUUGGCGAACUAAUUCUAGUAACGGAGAGAGAGAACAGUUCAUGCCAUUCCGCAUCGAGAAAUGGAAGUCGACGCGACACGUUUUGUUUUUACGAGCACAAGUUCGCGAUUGUUGUCAUUGUCUUUGUCGUAUUACGAAAAGGAGGUUGCGGGAUUUCGCGAAGUGACAUUAUUCCGAGGUCAAUUGUUUAUUUAAUUUGUUAUGACAAGAAGCACGUCAGGUAAAGCCGGUCGCCGACCAUCCGCGAUUCCGGAGACAAGAGUCUAGUCGAAAUUAAAAUCGUAUACCGUGUUGUGACGUGUGUUUUGGUUUUGGUUUUUUUUCAAGUAAUUAAAUGCUCGAGGGCUUUUUCAUGCAUUACCAAGGAACCAAGAGAGGAAAUUAGAUUUUUUUUUUUUGACAUCUUGAGGAAAAUUUGAAUUCGGAAAAGAGGAAAUAAAAAUAAAAAAAUGUGGUGUCUCAUUAGUCAGGCCAACUCGGUGAUUCUCGAGGUGCAGGUAGACCCCAGGGCAAUUGGUCAGGAGUGUCUUGAAAAGGUGUGCGAUUGUCUUGGAAUCAGCAAGGAGUGUGACUAUUUUGGUCUAAAAUAUCAAAAUGCAAAGGGAGAGGAGCUCUGGCUUAAUUUACGAAAUCCUAUUGAGCGACAGACUGGAGGGGGAGUUGCACCUCUUAGAUUUGCUCUGAGAGUCAAGUUUUGGGUGCCGCCUCACCUGUUGCUGCAAGAAGCUACCAGGCAUCAAUUCUAUUUGCAUUCACGUUUGGAAUUGGUUGAGGGCAGAUUGAAGGUUUCUGAUUGGGUAUCUGUGGCCCGUUUGGUUGCUUUAAUUGCUCAAGCCGAUGGAGGUAAUUACGAUGCCUUGCUACCACCGCAUGCACUUUAUUCCCAGUGCUGUCAUAUUCAACCGACCGAACCUUGCGAACCAAAACCUCAAGACUUUUUGCAUCGAAUUGUUCAACAACAUAAAGAAAUCAAGGGCAUGAAAGCAUCGACUGCUGAAUAUUGGCUGCUAAAAGAAGUCUCAAAUUUAGAUACAUUUGGUCAAGAAAUGUUUAACAGUAAAUUCGGUUACAAUGGAAUUUCAAUGAUUGGCGUUGGACCACACGGAAUCACUGUUUAUCGCAGUCAAGAAGACGAGAUACAAAACAUACCCUACACGGCUAUACAGAGCGCAACUUCCCAGAGACGGAUGUUUCAUCUAGUCUAUCUUUCUCUCGACGGCGAGGAAACUUCGUUGGAUUUCAAACUCGACUCAAGUCAAUCCGCGAGCGGAUUGUACAGAGCGAUUACGGAAAAACACGCGUUCUACAGUUGCGAGACUGUCAGAAGUGCCGUCACUGCCCAGUUCAUCAGAGAUUUAAAGGGAACGAUAAUUUCAAUAUUCAAUGAUGAUUCAACUCUCGGCAAAAAAUAUGUGUUCGAUAUUCGUAGAACCUGCAGGGAAGUUUACGACAAUGCGCGUCGUGCACUUUAUUGCGAAUCGGCAAAUAUAGCUUUACCAGAAGAAAAUGAAAUUUUGGAGAGAAACGAUUGCAAGGAUUGCGAAAAUCCAAAAUGCAAGGAAUCACGCGAGUGUCUGGCGAGGCUUUUGGACGCGAUGCUCUGUCGCAUUUGCAUGGAUCGAAGUUUAGACACGGCUUUAUUUCCAUGUGGACACGCGGUGGCAUGUUUGGAUUGUGCAAGACGUUGCGAACGUUGUCCACUAUGUCGUGCGGACAUUGAUCAUUGUCGCACAAUUUAUCUUCCCCUUGAAUUGACGAAUGUCGACAAUAAACACAACAAUACAACAAAAAUAUCUCUCGAUAAUAAUGAAACAUCAUACGUUCCAAAAACAACGGAAGUCAUUGACGAAAGGAGGAUUAUGACGACAAAUGAAAUUUUAAAUGUAAAUAACAGCAUUAUUUGAGAACGCCGAGAGGAUCGAAAAUUCAGCGCAGUCGAGAGAAUCGUGAGAAUAUUCACCUGCCGUAUCGAAAAGGCAUAUUAGUAAGAAAUUAACAAUUUUUUUUUCUAUAAAUUUUCCAAUUGUUGAUUUUUUUUCAAUUCUAAUUUUGUUACACAUACAUUUGAAAUUUUGUUGUGAUAUUAUUGGUUUUAAUUGGCAAAUAUUAGCGAAGAGUUUUUUAUUUUUUAUUCGCAAUGUAAAUAGAAUUUUUAUUUUUCAAAAAAAUUUAUUUUUCAUAUUAGGGAAAAAAAAGAAAUUGGAAAUUUUCGUUUCCUUUUUCUUCUAGUUGUAAUAACGAACGAAGAAAUUUAAUUUUUCUAUGAAAAAAUUUGCAAUUGAAGAUUAUUCUAGAUUUAUUUUUUAUUCCGUAUGCAAGUGUGUGAAUUUUUGAAUUUGUUCAAAUUUUAAUUCAAAAAAGGACAAAAGUGCUAUUAGCAGCGGAAACAAAAAUGCUGCCGCGAUUUUUGAUUAGACAUUCGCGAUAUCAUUAGAGAGAGAGAGAGAAAAUGAGAGAAAAUGAGAGAAAUAAAUAGAAUGAAUGUCGACACGUCAAAAUAUCGAGAAACGAUCCAAAGGGAGAAAAUCUUUCCCAAAAAAAGGACGAGAGUUAAAAUUAAUACAAGAAAGGAAAAGAGACUUUUAAGAAGAAAAACUAAAUACAAGAAUAAACACGAAGAAAAUUUAUAAAAAUUCGAAAAGAGAAGAAGAAAAUUUUGUUUAAUUGAAGAAAGA